GUUGUGUUAAAUGUCUCUCUUCCUCCGGAAAUUGUCCGUCUUUUAAAUGUCGUUUCAAGACAAACUUCAAGCUCACGUCUCAAGAUUAGACAAAGAACUAAGUCAAUAUUCAUAUUUAAAUCAGUUUGAACGACAAUGGGGCAUUAAAAAAGUUUAUGCGGUUGGUGCUGUAAUAGGACUUUAUUUUUUCCUUAUUUUUAUUAAUGUUGGCGGUCGUUUUUUAUCCAAUAUAUUAGGUUGCAUAAUUCCUAUGUAUUAUUCAGUCUUGGCUAUUGAAUCCUCGAAUAAGGCUAACAAUAUACAAUGGCUUUCAUACUGGGUUAUCUAUGGAUUUUUGAUUUUAAUAGAGCAUUAUGAGCAAUCAUUGCUUUAUUGGCUUCCGUUUUAUUAUUUUUUCAAGUCGAUUUUUAUUCUUUAUUUAUCACUUCCUCAGUUUAAUGGUGCACAAACUAUAUAUUGGACGUUUUUUCAUCCGAUUUUUAUAAAGUAUUGUUCAAAAGCGACUUCUACAACGACACUGGUAUCAACGGGGGCACCGACACCAACACCAACGCCGGCAACGACACUUAAUGUGUCAGAGGUUAAGGAAGAAGUGACUGCUGCUCUUGAUUCAGAAUUGCAUCCUCAUUCUCAAUGAUAUAAAGGUUUUGUUUAUUUUUAUUUAUAGAACCUUUUUUAA
Messenger RNA from Pneumocystis carinii B80, 679 nucleotides. RefSeq lists its product as hypothetical. Bases 47 to 637 code for a protein of 196 amino acids. NCBI's taxonomy places the organism in Eukaryota, Fungi, Ascomycota, Pneumocystomycetes, Pneumocystales, Pneumocystaceae. The record is from RefSeq and is a predicted model, not a curated record. The transcript is spliced from 5 exons.